UGACAGCCACCCAGGCCAGCCCUGAGCAGCAGCAGCUCCAGCACUGCCACCCCUGCCAGCGCCAUGUCCCUGACCAAGUCGGAGAGGACCAUCAUCCUGUCCAUGUGGGGCAAGAUCUCCACGCAGGCUGACACCAUCGGCACCGAGGCCCUGGAGCGGCUCUUCGCCAGUUACCCCCAGACCAAGACCUACUUCCCGCACUUCGACCUGCGCCCCGGCUCGGCGCAGCUGCGCGCGCACGGCUCCAAGGUGCUGGCGGCCGUGGGCGACGCGGUCCAGAGCCUCGAGCAGGUGGCGGGCGCCCUGGCCAGGCUGAGCGAGCUGCACGCCUACAUCCUGCGCGUGGACCCCGUCAACUUCAAGCUCCUGUCCCACUGCCUGCUGGUGACCAUGGCCGCGCGCUUCCCCGCCGACUUCACGGCCGAGGCGCACGCCGCCUGGGACAAGUUCCUGUCCAUCGUGUCCUCCGUCCUGACCGAGAAGUACCGCUGAGCCCCGCAGGGUCCCGAGGCCGCGCCCCGCCCCGCCCGGCAGCCCCUUUCCCCGCCCCCGAACCCUCCCC
This is a messenger RNA of Choloepus didactylus (southern two-toed sloth), 562 nucleotides long. RefSeq names its product hemoglobin subunit zeta (gene HBZ). Gene Ontology annotation, molecular function: heme binding; iron ion binding; peroxidase activity. Bases 64 to 492 code for a protein of 142 amino acids. Gene Ontology annotation, biological process: hydrogen peroxide catabolic process; oxygen transport. Lineage: Eukaryota; Metazoa; Chordata; Mammalia; Pilosa; Megalonychidae. The transcript is spliced from 3 exons. The record is from RefSeq and is a predicted model, not a curated record. Gene Ontology annotation, cellular component: haptoglobin-hemoglobin complex; hemoglobin complex; blood microparticle.